Protopolystoma xenopodis is the source of this 333-nucleotide messenger RNA. The record is from the annotation of a GenBank genome assembly. Lineage: Eukaryota; Metazoa; Platyhelminthes; Monogenea; Polystomatidea; Polystomatidae.
AUGAUGUCUUGGUCCCAAGGCAGCUACCAUCUGUGGGCUGUCUGUCAAUUCGCUGUGGACACUUCUUUUGCUCCAGCUCGGGAAGCUGGCAAAUCCCUUGGCUCUCAAGACCCUUCUUCUUCUUCUUCUGAAUCAGUUGUCUCCGAGUCCCACUUCUCUGAAACCAAGUUGGCUGCCAUAAACGGAUCUCAACUUCAUGAAACUGGUGAGCAGCAGUCACUCAUGGAAAACCUUGAUACCCUUCUUGACAAAUCGGACAGAGCUCAUCUGCUUGUCUUUCAUCUGGCAAAGUCAGCCUUGUGUACAAACCCAACAUCUGUGAGUUUUGUCUAA